Molecule: messenger RNA, 13262 nt
Organism: Xyrichtys novacula (pearly razorfish)
Lineage: Eukaryota; Metazoa; Chordata; Actinopteri; Labriformes; Labridae
Source: the annotation of a GenBank genome assembly
AUGACAGGUGCUGUUGGGAUUUUCCUCAUAUGCUGUCUACUCCAAGGUAAGCUGUUCAGACUUAUUUCUAUUGUUGGAUGUCUUCGUUAUGUAACAUUCACUCACAUAUUUGAAAUGGAGUUUUGACUUAGAAUUUGGAAUUUAUUUAUUGUAUGUCAUAUAAUGUGAUAACUUUUGUGGAGAAUUAAAAAACUAAUGUGAAGGUAAAUGAUUUAAUUGUAGAAAAAAAAUUAUCUGGUGUAUUUUUGAUUUAUGUUUUUUUCUGUUUAAAUUAACAGAUGUUGUAUGUUGUAAGGAAGGUUCUGCCUCUUCUCAAACAGGUCACGGGUUUUUCUUUUUAUUUUAUUAAAUAGAUCAUUUAUGCUUUAUUUGUUUUGCCUCCAAAAUAUGGGAGGUAUUCAAGAUCAAACCAAACUUUAAAAAAUGAUUGAUUCAGAGUCCAGGCUGUAUUCACUGAGAUAUUUUACCUUCAGUCCAAACAUUAAAUCUCCCGUGAGGAACUUUGAAGUCAAUUUUGGCUCCCCCAUGAAUAAAGUUGUUUAAAUUGUGAAAAAAAGGGCUGUUUUAUAGCUGCUUGACCUAGCUACAGACACCUAACCCUCACAUCGUUUCAGGUAUUAAAAAUUACUUUACAAAGAUAAUCAUUCAUGUCACUAAUGGUCUUGUCGGAUUCUGGAAUUCAUAAAAAGGCGUUGAUGUGGAUUUUUGGUCUUUUUAAUCGAUGCCAAAAAAACUCCUCAGGGGAGCUUUGAUAGACCAGUGAGCACUGGCUAGAAGAAAUCUGCAUUAAUAGGCAGAAACCUUGAGCAGAACUAGACUCAUUGGUUAAUGGUCACCUGCUGUAAUUUUUGGUCAACUUAACGUUUAUUUUGUUGUUGUCUCUUUUCUUUCCCCACAGGUAGCUUAUGCCAGCAGUGGGAUGCCUUCAUGCCCCAGGCGGUGGAUGGACUCAGUGGAUCCUGUGUGACCAUCCCCUGCACGUUCAGCAUGCCCUCAGUUUGGGAUCAAUACCUGGAUGAUUCCUGCAGAGCCAUCUGGAAGAGAGGCAGCUGGAGUCGAACGCAGGUGUUUGACUCAGGCCUCACCGGCAUGAACACGGGAUUUAACAUCCUGCAGGGAAACCUGACGGGGGUCCUGCGUGAGAAGGACUGCACCACCGUCUUCAACAACCUACCAUCCAACCAUUAUGACAACUACUACUUCAGGCUGCAGUGUGACAACGAUCUGAAGUUCAACUUUCAAACAAGUGUCCUUAUCACUGCUCAAGGUCUGUUCCACAUCCUCUGACCUCUUUCACACGUCUGUUAUCUUUUUAUAUCUGUCCUGCCUUUCCUCAUUGUUUUCACUCGUCAGAUUCAAUGCCCAGACCCGCCAUAACUCCAUCCAAGCAGGAGAUAGAAGAUGGUGAUCCAGUGAGGCUCAACUGCUCGGCUUUAGCUCCCUGUCUGGCCCUUCCUCCGACAUUGACAUGGUUCCCACGCAUAGGUGACAUUGAGGAGCAUAUGGAAGGUAAUAUUGUGAUCUCUGUCAUGACCUUCACUGCUUCCUUCCACCAUAAUGGACAGAAGAUCUCCUGCUCCGUUCUCUACAACCGACAAGUGGGCAACGGUGACCUCCAGUAUGACCAGACUGUGACCCUCCAAGUUCUCUGUAAGUUUGGAUUCAACUUGCAACUUGUAUUUGUAGUCAGGGUCCGACUCAACCUGCAUAACCACCUGCUUUGUUAUACAUUGACCUACUUGUAAUCUAGCUACCAACUAAAGCUAAGCACAAUAACUCAAAAUGUUGAUUUUAAGAGGAUUUCAUUCAUUUUAAAAUGUUUUAUUCUGCUUCAUAAAAAUGCAUCAGAUUCAUAUCAGUCUACUUGCAGGAUGUAUUAACAGUAAACUUAACAUUUAAAUGUACAAUCAGGUCCUAAAUGAGCAUUCUUGUACUUAUUUUCUGUAUUUAGGAGUAAACUGAACAUUUCUAUUGAAGGUGAAGUUAGUCAAGAUGAACAGGUCUGCUGCAGGUCCAUUUAUGCUGAAUCUCAUCCUCAUUCAGAGGUCACAUCUUUGAAUGGAAACGAUAAAAAGUUACUUUACAUACACUGACCAGCUCUGGUGAUGAUGCCUGGACUGUAGCACAGGGUCUAAUAACAAAAUCUGCUCCAUGUUGUCUGAUUUAAACUGUUGACAGAGUUUUUGCUGUAAAGUUGACCAAUGUGAUGCUAUUAUGAACUCAAAUCUUACCAGAGUGUCUCAGUCAGAGGUAAAAUGUGACUGUUUCUUUUAGCUGAGUGCUUGAUAUGAUAUAAUGUGGGUUCACACUUUAUCUGGUGUCGUCUCAGCUGUUGAGAAUUAGUCACAGUUGAAAUGAUAUUUGACGAGUGAGAAUCAAGAGAGGUGAACAGUAUGAAAGCCGAGUUUUAACAACCAUUUAACAACGAUAUUUAUUGAUUCCCGGUGGCAGACUUGUUUUACAGGAGGGUGUUAUGAUCUUGAUUUUUGUCAUGUGUCUUAAAUUAAAAGUUCAAAACAACCGGGAUUGCACUUGUUUAAAUUUUUGCUGACAUCCAAUCACUGGUUAGACCUGAAAAAAUGUGAAACAGCCACCCUGCCUUCAUCUAAACACAAAAGAGAAUCCACCUUCCAGCACCUCAGAAGCUCAUUACUUAAAACAGGUUAUCUUAUAUGUCUUUGUUUAAUCUGUGGCAACCACCCAGUGACAAGAUUCUAGGAAGUUAUCUGCAUUAUCAAGAAAAGACUCAGGAUCUGGCAGAAGUAUUUAGAUGCUAACUAGCUUGAUGCUGUCUUCAGUUUUUGGAGACCAAAGUACAACAGAUCUAAAUUGUCUUUCAGAUCCCCCAGAAAACACCUCAGUCCUUUACUCUGAUCCUGUAAAAGAGGGCACCUCUGUGAUUAUGACCUGCAACACCAGUGCAAAUCCAGCUGCUGACAGCUACACCUGGUACAGAGUGGACGAGGACCAGGUGACAGCAGUUGGUGCGCAAAAAACGCUUUCAACCCCGGUCUCAGAAGCCGACAGCCAAUUUUUCUGCCAAGUCGGCAACCGAGUGGGAACCCAGAACUCCUCCAUCAUCCAGUUAGACGUCCAGUGUGAGUAUGACUGAACUAGAAACACACAAAUCAAAUACUGCGUAGCAACAUGGACUGAAUCAUCGCUUUUGUGUCUUUGUCAAGUUACUCCCAAAGAUACUACGGUAAUCAUCGGCCCUGGUCCAAUACUGGAGGGCAGCUCUGUCACUCUGACCUGUAACAGCCGUGCAAACCCACCUGUGACUAACUACACCUGGCAUAAAGAUGAUGAGGAGGUCAAGGAGCCUGGAGAGAUGUUGGUUAUUCAAGGUGUCGACACAAGUCACGGUGGCAGCUACCAUUGUGCUGCAAGAAAUGAGCUGGGAGAGGAAACCUCGGCAGAUAUACAGCUGGACAUUCAGUGUAAGUCAAUUUCGCACAGCGAAGUUACUGUUUCACACCGAUUACAAACGUCUCAUCUGUAUUUUCUAGUUGUUCUACAUGCUGAAUAUGUUUACAGCUGUGGUCACCCAAACAUGAUGUGGAGCCAAGAGUCCGUCACAGGCAACACAUCGGUGUCUGCACUCUGAACAGUAGGACAUUGUCACAUAGCGUGACAACGUCUUCAUCCUUUCUGUGUCAGAGGUUCAUCAUAACUGAGCUCUGUUGUGCCCACAUGUGUGCCAGUGUCCUAAUGCAUGUGUAGAUGUUCUGUUUGGUUUGUCCUGAAGUAAGACGAUGUUUCUAACCAUGGAUAAUGACGGCUGACCCAUUUCGCUGAAAAGCAAAUCAGAUUCAAAAUUUAUUUUGAUAUGGAUAUAUUUUGAAAAUGAUGUUUUCUUUAUCACACUAAAGUCGUAGAUCUUUCACUAACUUGCCUCCAGUGAAGAAGUUUAAACUGUUUAUUGGAAAGGCAAGAUGUUGUACAGUUAUAUUACUGAUCUGUAAACCGCAGGAGGGAGUUUCAGGAGUUUUGAUUUACUAGAAGUUUGACAUAAAAUCUCCAAUGCUUGGAUCAGAUUCCUUGAAACUAGUACAUCUGGAAACUGUCAACUUUUGCAUUUUUAAAAUCAGUUCAAACCAUAGACUGUAUUUACUAUGGACAACUUGGUUCCGCCUUCAGCCAGUACACGGAUUUAAAGCCAAAAAGCUCUCGGUAAUUCCGGGUUUUCUCUUCAUUUCCUGAAACCAACAUUGAGCAGUAGUAUUGUACGCACUCGGCAGAAGGGUUGCUGAGAGUCGCUGUGAUGACACUCGGUUCAAACAGUGUAUCCCCCUGGGUGAGCUACGCAAUACUUGUACCCCCAUAGGCUGUAUCAAGUGUCAAUCAUAGAAAACAUGAGCCCCCUAAUAACUUUUGAAAACUAAGCUUCACAGAAAAAAAGAGGACUUGAGCACAAACCAGUCUUACAGUAACUACAUGUCAACAUCACAACCAGGGGGAAAAAAAUUAUAUUCUGUGUAAUAAAUUUCUAAAGUUUGUCCACAGCUCCAUAAGAUUUGCUGGUGGAGGUGGGAUUUAUGACCUAUACUGCAGUCCGACUCCAGAGGGUGCUGUUCUUGCGGUGGCUUCACCCAGCGACACUGUCCAUUCUAUAUACAGUCUACGUUCAUAUCCCAGAACAUUAAACUUACUUCAAACAUUUGGUGCCAUAUUAGGUUUAUGAAGUCCCAUCUUAACCUUCAACGUAGGAGCUGCAAACAGCAGUCUGUCACGAGAUCUAUUCAAGAGUUGUUUUUCUUCAAAAAUAGAUACAGUUUACACUGACCCUUUCUUUAGUUUAAGGGACUUCUGUGAGGUCUUGCUGUAUCUGUUAAUGUUUCGAGGGCAAAUUGAUUGCAAGUUUUCCCAUCGAUUUACUGAUAUAGGAGAUAUGUUUUGUGUUUGUGUUUUUGUGUUUUGUGCUGUUUUGUGUCUGUGAGUGUUACAGGAGACAUGUAAUUACUGCGAAUCAGUGGAGCAGCAGGGCAGAACAGCACCGUGUGUGUGUGUGUGUGUGUGUGUGUGUGUGUGUGUGUGUGUGUGUGUGUGUGUGUGUGUGUGUGUGUGUGUGUGUGUGUGUGAGCAUGUCUGAAUGUGUGUCUACCUCUCAUUUCAUUUAUUGUAGAAGCAUGAGACACUGGGAGAGCAGUAUUAUGCUGUUACAAGAUCAUUUAAAGAUGAGUUUAGGAUUGAUGAAGGUGAAUUUAGGCUUGAUGAAGAUGAAUGAGGUGUAAACAAUGAUUUAAUCUUGGAAAAGAUGGUUGAUUGUGAUAACCCUGAUAUUAUCUCUAUUUCAUUUCCCUCCUUAGAUCCUCCCAAAAACACCUCGUUCUCCAUUGACCCCUCUGGUCCAGUGUUGGAUGGCAGCCCUGUAACUCUGACCUGCACAAGCGUCGCCAAUCCAGCGAACAUAAAUUUCACCUGGUUCAGAGUGUCUGGAAGAAAGAAAGAGAUGAUGGGCUCAGAGCAGGACUACGUCUUUAACGUGACCAAACUCUCCAAGGAUCGGUAUUACUGCGAGGCCCAAAAUGUCCAUGGAGCUGAAAACUCAGAGCACGCCAGCAUUGAUGUCAUAUGUGAGACUUUUUUUAGAUUUUAAACAUGUUUAUUUCUCAAAGAAGUUCAACUGAGUAUGUCAGUUUUCCCUUUUUCUCAUCCGUCAGUUGCUGCGGAGAUCCUACCCUCUUCCCGCUGCGUCAAGGUUUUUUCCCAGAUUCGGUGUUCCUGUGACAGCCAGGGGAACCCCAUUCCCUCCCUUUAUUGGGAGCUAGCUGGGGUGCCUGUCAAUCACUCCGCCGACUUACCGAUCAGAGAAGCUCCCCUGGGGAAUCAGGGGAGGAUGAGCCUCAUCACGCUUUACAGCCAGAGCGAGGACUUCCCGCCUCUCAUAUGCCACAGCUUCAACUCUCUCGGCUCUGAUAAGUUUGCUUUCAACGUGUCCUCCAGCGAACUGGAGCUCGGUAAAUAUGCAGCAGGCUAUGUGCAACAUUUCAGUGAAAUAACACUUCUGUUUCUAGUUUUACUGACUGCUCUGAAUCGUGGUUUCAGGCCUCCACACUUUUUCUCUUCUGGUGGGCUCUGCGGUGGGAGCAGUGGGAAUGCUUUUGGUGUGUGUCCCGCUUGUGCUCAUCCUACUCAGGUGAGAAAUAUAAAAAACAGAACAGAUAGAUCAUUAAAAAAAAAAAAACUAUAAAUAAUGUGAAAGUAAUUCUACGAAACAAUGCUAAACAGAUGGGAUUGUGAAGUAAAUGGUGGUUUUGACCAGGACGAAGGUCAAUAACUGUGGACAAUCAUACUCAAGAACACUGCUAAACACAAGCGUGAAACAGGAUACUGUUAAAAUAAAAAUAACUGUGUGUUUCUGUUUUAAUUCUAGUAAAAGAAAGAACAGCUUUUUGUCAGACAGAGGAUUUGUGGAAACUUCAGGCUUAAUGGGGAAUAAUGAGGUGAGUUUUGUCUUUGUUUGGCUCUACUAAAAACUUAAAGAUACAAAUCAAUGCAAACCUUUAUACCUGUAAAAUAACAUGAGAAAAUGAUUUUUUUACAGUUACAUUUGCACUUGUUGUUAUGACUUCAAAGUAUAUUUUUUUCUGUCUAGUACAAAAUAGGUCUGUUGGGAAACAUGAUUCCUCUUUAGUAUCUUGUUAACAAAAUGGGUCCUAAUAGAAACUUGAAAUACAGAAUCAAGGAUCUAUAAAUAAAGAGUAAACACGGGGACGCAUCAAAUUUUAAGUCCUGAUAAUGGUACCAGUACUAAUACUUGUAACUGAGCUUUAGCAUUGGCUGAUACUGCUCAUAAUCCAAUCUGAUACCAGCAACAGAUUAGCAGCCUGAAUUCCUCAAUGAGAGAAUCAGACUGGAGAUUAUGUCCUAGCAACCUCUGGGUUUUCUAAACUAAAAUAAGACAAACUCAAAAAGUAAAUCUUAAAAACUCAUAGGAACUUAAAUUCUUAUCUUAAAAAAACAGACAUCAAAUAAUAAAAGAAAAAUUAACUCAUAAUCAUAUCACUUUUCCUUUCUUGAUGUUAGAACUCUAUAAAAAAAUAAUUCAAACCUGCUUUCUUAUAAAGAAUUUCGCUUAUUCAUCAAGUUGCAGGAGUUUGUCACAUUUUUGUUUUGACUUCCUUUAGUAGAUUUUGUAUCCUUGAGAAGCUCGAUUCAAUUAAUUGUAUUGUAUUUCACUGUGUUACUACCAUCCCCUGGAAUACUGGCCCUGCACAUGUUGCCAGUUGUCGCUGCAGCUACUGGCCUCAUAAGUGUGUCAUGCCUCUAAACUGCUGAGUCUCUGUAGUUAGCUUCCUUCGUGCUAUAUUUGCUCUCCGCCUGGCAAAAUGCUCUGACCUACUAAUGUACUGAUAAAUUAGUACAUGCACAUGGCUGAAGAAAACACAGAAUAACACAGAACUGAGUUUAAUAGAGCUGCCCAGUGGUUUGGCCCUUUGACACUGAUACAUGAUCUAGUUUGUUGAGUCAGUAUCUGACCCAACACUACGAACAAAUCAGUGCAUCCUUUGUGAAAAGUUAAAUUCUUCAAGUUUUUUCCAAUGAAGCAAAUUUUAGUUACAAAUUAUCUUCACCAUUUCAUGGUAUCGACCAUAAAUUUCCCAGGUUAGUGCCUAGUGUGUUUACAAGGUAACAUAAUUCAAUGUUGGAUAAUGUUCAAACAAGCACGUUUUUGGAAUUAUUUCUUUUAACAAUUGAUGUAAUCUAAUGAGGAACCUUUAGUGAGGAGGUAAACAACCUCUUUGGCAGAGCUUGACCGAGCAGCUGCCAGCUGUGGAUGAAGUUUGUCCUGAGAUGCUUUUUCAUUGUUGGGAUGACUUGGCUGGCAAACCUUGUUGACAUCAUGUAGAGAUCUGGGACAGUGCCUGUGGGAUGGCAGGCUGAGUGGUUCCCUUUUUAGGAAAGAUGCCCAGAAUAAAUAAGGCCAAUCACUGAACCUUAGAUAGAGGAUGUGGAUUCUGACCUAGCUCUUAAGCCUAGCAGGGUUGUGAAGUGCAUCAUCUGGUCCCAAUAUGCUCAUCUGGUCCACAUGUGUUUUUUGGACUUGAUGGAGGCCCACAAUGGUUUCCCUUGGGUGUCCUGUCCUGACAGGAAAAAUAUAAGGUACAGGGGCUGUUGUGCCGCACCAUCCAGGCCUUGGAUGACAUUAUUGUUUGUAGGAAAUGGGUGUUUCCAUCAUGAUUAACGACCCUGUUCACGUGGCUUGACAUAUCUGCAACCUGGAGAGGCCAGACUUCUGUAUUGUUGUUAGGGUGAUUUUCUUUAGCCAGUCAUGUCAGCCUUUAGGGUGGUGGAGCUGUGUCACUCAAAUACCUUGGAUUCUUUGGUGCAAGAUUUCUGGAGCCAUGGGCCUCUGACAACCAUUGUCAACAAGGACCUUGUACCCAUGUUCAACAUCACUCAGGCUCCCAAAAUAUGUCGUGCUUUGUUAUUACCCUACAUGGACUCUCCUUCAGGUCCACGAGAUGCAAGCAGAAUAUCUGGAAACGUGGAUGGCUAUAUAUACUUGAACAGUCUCAGACCAGUCUUUGUUACACUUGUUGCAUGAAGAGGCUGUAACCCAGAUCUGCAACCAGCAAAGCUUGUCAAAAUGAUCAUUCGUGUGGACCUUCCAUUCUUUAAAGUGUGAACAUGGGCUAGGUAUCCUUACAGUUGUCAAAAUCAAGUCUCAAAGGGUGGUCCUUUUAUGUGAUUCUGUUGGAGUUUCAUCAACAGGAUCUCAAGGCAAAACAUGGUGGGGUAUCUGAUUGUUGGAUGUUAGAUGUGCAUCUCUACGUUUGCAGAUGAUGUGGUUAUUUUGGCUUCAACAACCUGUGACCUCAAGCAGGCACAGAGGCUUUUUCUUGGCCAGUCAGAAGUGCUUUCAGAUGAGGCUCUGCACCUCCAUUGGUAUUUGGUUUGAAAAUGGUGGUGGAGUGAGUUCCUGCCUACCAGAAAUUCAAGUAUCGAGGAUUAAACGGAUCUUGAGAUUGAUGUAGUGCAGCCGUUGCGCCAAACUGUUGUGUGUAGGGGAAGCUUACCCAAAAUGCUAAGCUGUUCAUUUACCAGAUCAUCUAUGAUUGAGUCCCGAACCAAGGCCCUGUGCUUUGGGUAGUGACCAAAAAAUUAUGAUUAUGGACGCAAGUGGUUUACAUGAGUCCCCCCUUGCAAAGGUGAUUCAGAUAUCUGGGCCUAGAUAUCUGGAGAGAGCUUUGAGUAGAUCCACAAGUCCAUUGCAUUGACAGCAGCUUUUCUUGAGAUGGUCUGGGCAUCCAUUGGCAUACCUCAUGGGUUAAUCUAACUGGUACAGAUUUAGAGCAUGCCAGAUGAAUUAUGUAUCCUAGAUUGCCUGACCCAGCAGUUGCUGAGGUUGCUGGGCAGAGGGACAUCUGGGCAACCCUGCUUAGCCUGCUGCUGCUGUGAAAGGCUGUACGGACAUGGGUACAAUCUUUGCUCCUGCAUGACUAAAAUCAAUCUUUGUUUUCCUACAGACCAACUCUUUACAAGUGGAUGUGAUUUAUGUCAACAACGCCAUCAUAGAAGAAGGCGGACUAGUAAAGGAGAACCCGACCCUCUACCCCAGCGUGGACCAUAAUAAACUCAAGGCCAUCUCUGACGAUCAACCCGGGGAAGGGGAAAUGAAAGGCCUGGCCUCCAAGACAACUGAGUACGGCAUGACUCAUCCAAACUCUGAAGAAAACAAAGGAGGAGACGUAAAAGAAGAACAGACAGUUACUGACGGUACUGAUGGUAAUUUGGGACAAGUGAAUGACGCUGAGGUGGUCACAGCACAGGUCGGUGAAAAAGAGAAGUGAUACACGGGAUCCCGGGCUUCAAAAGUGCAGGACUGUACCACGUCCCGCCUCGGUUUUCAGCACGUAGCGCAGCUGAGCAGUACACCCCUUUGGAGUUUGCAGCAAUUAAGGUAGAAACUGCACUGCAGAUAACUUUGUUUUAAGUGACUGGAGCCAUACUCGUGUGGCUGAUAGUUUGACCCAAAACUUUUUCACUUUGAUAUCUGUUAAUCCUUUACCUUUAUCCUGAAAUAAACAAGAAUAACAAAUAAGUCAACAAAGAACCAUAAAAAGGAUUUAAAAUCCGUACACAGAACAGUUAGCUCUUUACACAGAUGUUAGAUUAUAUCUGCAUGACAUUGUACAACCUUAAACUAGUCCUACAAAGUUUUGACUUUUGUCCCUCUGGGUGGUUCACUACCAGAGAGACAAUGUUUAUAUCUUUAUAUUUAACACUCACUGUUCCCUCUGUGAGUGUCACAUCUGUUAAACACCAUGUUCUUUUCUUUAAUAAUUCUUGAUUUUCCCUUUUUUUAAAUAACACAGGUAUUUAUACCACUAUAUCUACAUGUCACAUGGCAGCCACAUAGAGCUCAAAGCAAAGUUUUUUAUGUACAAGGUUCUAAUUAAUACUAAUGCUUUAUUAUGAUAAACAAAAGCAACACCAGACUGUAUGAAAGACUGAUUAGCUGAUUAAGAGGAAGUUGUUUUUAAUGUCUGCAACAGCUGGAGGGGGGUAGGUGUCAGACAGAGCAUUAAACCGCAACAGCAGACUCUUCAUGAGUGAUAUAUUUAAAUCUUAAUAUACGACAGGGGGAGAAAAAACAAGACCUGCAUAUGUACAGGUCGAAAUCAGCAAAGAAAUGAAGGGCACUGCAUUUGUCUAGGAGGGGCACCAUUAUCUACACAAACCUUAAGUUCCUGUUAGACCGCUGUGUCCCAUCCUGCAUAUUCAAAUCUCAGUUACCAGCCAUGACAUUUCCUUUCAGGUGUAAGUUUUAUUUUUAUACACACAGGCCAAAAUACAGGUAAACAUUUAUAAACAGAGACCUUUUGACGUGAAAAAAAAAAGAAAUACGUCAGAAUGAGCGAGCUGUGCACAGGCAAGUGCUCUGGGCAGUUAGGGGGUCUAUCCUGUGCUCAAGGUACCUCAGCCCCAUUUCCAGUAUUAGUCUGCGACUCGACCCCCAGUUCCUGACCCAAAUCACUGCUGCCACACUAAGCAUGACUUAAUAUGAUUGAAAUGAAUCUUGCAAUAUCCAGAGAGCAUUUGUCUAGACAUGAUUUCUCUAAAGGAGCAAUAUGUAAUUUGCAUUUAAAAAACAGGCUGUCCUACUUUAAACUGGUAUUUACAUAAACGUGAUUUUGAAUUGAGUUUUGUUAAUAAAUUAAAGGUUAAUAAUUGAGGUUUUGAGUGGCGGUACUCACUGCCUUGAUAUUCGGCCUAUUCUGAAUAAUAAACAUGUUAAAUCAGAGAUAUAAGAUCGUUUUUGCUCAUCUGUCGGCUGUCUGCUAAACAGGGAAAAACUUUCUAGCUCUUUUUAAUCCCUUUCACUAACAAUCAACUGGAAGUAGCUCAUAUUUCAAAAUAUAAGCAUAGUUUUACAAUGUAGGAACGAAGCAACCUAAACCUAAGUCAAAAGAUAUCACAAAAAUACUGUCAUCAUGAUGUUUCAUGGCCACGAUAAUCAUGAGGUGAAAAUCUGAUAUACUGUCAGCCCUAAUCUGAUGAAAUAAGAAGAUGAUUUUAUGAUUUAAUGUGGUAUUUAACUCACAUCCUGCUCCUUUAAGAAAUCAAGUUUUGAUCAAAUCAUGAUUUGACUUGACUUUAAAAUACUUGUUCCCUUCUCAGUCGCCUUACUGAGGUUUGGUACCUGUUACUGCACACGUAUAAAAGCAAAAAUAUUAUACUUGUUAUCUUAAAGAGUAAAAAUUAUGUACAGGAAAGUGAUAAAGGCUUAUUUGUGAGCGAAACCUGAUGAUUUUAAACCGCUAAUACAAAAGGCAUUUGUACCAGGCUGGUGGGAUAAGACUGUUUAAGGUCACAUUUUGACUUGAGAGUACUGGGUCUCCUCCUCCUCACUGGAGGUGCUGGAGGUGCUGGAGUCUCUGUGGGCUCGCUGAUGUCCAGGCUUCGCCUUGAAGCUCACUUUGGCAUAAUUGAGCUCGACUUCAUCCUCGCUGCUUUCUGAGCUAGUAGAGGUUUCUGAGUUAGUAGGGUCCGCUGGAUUUGGAAAUUUAGCUGCAUAUGCUGUCCUUAUAUUCUCGUAGUCCUCCAGCUUUUCUUCUUCAGCCUGGGAGGAUGGCAGAAAGAGGGACAAGAUUAUUUAUUUUUAGGGGAAUAAUUUUGAUCUGGAGACAUCUUGGCUUCAGUUUUGAUAGCACACAUGUAUCAUACGGUUUAUUUCUAGUUUAAAUCAACUAUUAAUCAGACAUAAAACAGAAUAGCUGUAACACAAUCCUAACCCUAACAUAACAGAUGGAAACAGAGUGGUUAACAGGCUUCUGACCUUUGUUGGUUUCUUUUUCUUGGGCACCACAGCAUACUCGUCCAUUUCUGCUUUGUUCCUGAGACAAAAAAACAUCAAAUUAAAUACUGCAUGAAAAGAUAACUUAUGUGAUGUUGUAUAAAAUACUUCAACUCUCACUUGUUCCUCUUUUCAAAGUGUAAAGAAGCGUAGUUUAGAGCGUCAUCCUGUGUGUGUCGAGCUUUCUGUUUAGCUGGCAUCUCUCCAGAGGGACCCUGAGCAGAUGCAGAAGACAUCAGUGAAUGUACGGCAGCAUCUGAAUCAGUUCAUUCAUGCCUUAAAUGGAAGCUGAGUGGUCAUCCGGUGAUUCAUUGCUGCACAAUACUGAACACUAAAUGAUCAGUGUGGACAAAGCUACAGCACAUUUAACAAAACAACAGCUUGAUCACUGAACAACAUCCGUCUGUUGAAAGUUAGAGCUGGACAAAUACUGACUUUACAAGACAGAAGUCAUUGCAAACAUUUACUUUGAGAAAACUUUAAUCUUUUUAAUGUUAACUUGAACCUUUUUUUUUUAAAUUGAUUUUAUAUAUCAUGUUCAAAUAUUUACAUUUCUAAUAAAAUUAAAUAAAAGUAAUGUAUCGGAAGCAGGAAUACACAGUCAAAAAUAACUCCACCUAGAAGUCUUAUGAGGUCUGACAACCAUCACAUGUCCUGUUUAGAGACUGACUUCCCUACUUUUAAUACAAAAGUAACAAUAAUGUUGUUUCUCUCAGUUUUACAGUUGCAGUGUGUUUUCAGAGGAAGAAACUUGCAUCAUUAAGAAAAUGUUGUGAUUCGAGUGGUAAAUGUUGUAAGCAGCAGAGGCUGCCUAGCUGAGUUCACCUCCAUAAACAAUAUUCCCAUAUUUUUUAACAAAUCCUCCAUGCGUGGUUUAUGCCCAAAUCUUCGACUACCUAUGCCCAUCUUUUGUAUUUAAUUAUUCCGUUUUUGAAUCUCCAUUUUGAGCCAAAGUUGA